AUGGUUCCAUCUGAAAUACCCAAAGAAAAGAAAAAGGAAGCUGCAAAACCAGUUAUAAAGGACACAGUAGUGAAAAAGGAAGAUGAGAAGAUUAUUACAGAAGAUAUCACUAAAGAAGUGAAGAAACCAGAAGAAAAAGAGGAAAUUAUUCCACAAGAAAUACUUGAAGAAAAGGCAAAGGAAGCUGAGAAACCAGUUUCGAAAGACACAGUAGUGAAAAAGAAAGAAGAGAAAGUUGUUACAGAAGAUAUCAUUGAAGAAGUGAAAAAACCAGAAGAAAAAGAUAACACUGUUCCACAUGAAAUACCCGAAGGAAAGAUAAAGGAAGAUGAGGAACCAGUUUCAAAGGACACAGUAGUGAAAAAGGAAGAAGAGAAGAUUAUUACAGAAGAUAUCACUGCAGACGUGUUGAAACCAGAAGAAAAAGAGGUAAUUAUUCCACAAGAAAUACCUGAAGAAAAGGGAAAGGAAGCUGAGAAACCGGUUUCUAAGGACACAGUAGUGAAAGAGGAAGAAGAGAAAGUUGUUACAGAAGAUAUCACCGAAAAAGUGAAAAAACCAGAAGAAAAAGAGAAAACAGUUCCAUUUGAAAUAUCCAAAGAAAAGAUAAAGGAAGAUGCAAAACCAGUUUCGAAAGACACAGUAGUUAAAAAGCAAGAAGAGAAGGCAAAGGUACCUGAGAAACCAGUUUCAAAGGACACAGUAGUGAAAGAGGAAGAAGAGAAACUUGUUACAGAAGAUAUCACUGAAGAAGUGAAGAAACCAGAAGAAAAAGAUGAAACUAUUCCACAUGAAAUACCUGAAGAAAAGGCAAAGGAAGCUGAGAAACCAGUUUCGAAAGACACAGAAGUGAAAAAGGAAGAGGAAGAGGUUAUUGUUGAAGAUAUCACUGAAAAGAAGAUAAAGGAAGCCGAGAAACCAAUUUUGAAGGACACAGUAGUGAAAAAGGAGGAAGAGAAGGUUAUUAGAGAAGAUAUCACUGAAGAAGCGGAAAAACCAGAAGAAAAAGAAAAAACAGUUCCAUCUGAAAAACCCGAAGAAAAGACAAAGGAUGAUGUAAAACCAGUGUCAAAGGACACAGUAGUCAAAAAGGAAGAGGGGAAGGUUAUUACAGAAGAUGUCACUGGAGAAAUGAAGAAACCCGAAGAAAAAGAAGAAACUGUUCUACACGAAAUACCUAAAGAAAAGGCAAAGGAAGCUGAGAAACCAGCUUCAAAGGACGCAGCGCUGAUGAGGGAAAAGGAGGAGGUUAUUACGGAAGAUAUCACUGAAAAAGUGAAGAAACCAGAAGAAAAAGAGGAAAUUAUUCCACAUGAAAUACCCGAAGGAAAGGUAAAGGAAGCUGAGAAACCAGUUUAA
Messenger RNA from Schistocerca piceifrons (Central American locust), 1359 nucleotides. RefSeq names its product golgin subfamily A member 6-like protein 22. The record is from RefSeq and is a predicted model, not a curated record. The coding region runs from base 1 to 1359 and encodes 452 amino acids. The transcript is spliced from 3 exons. Lineage: Eukaryota; Metazoa; Arthropoda; Insecta; Orthoptera; Acrididae.